UUCAGAUACAGUAUUAGGGGACCACUAAGGUCUAUAUAAAAGCAUCCAAAGAGCACAUGUCAUGGGACCUUUUUAAGAUGGGAUUAUAUUCAAACAUAACACUGGUUUGGUGUGUCAAAAUAUGUUUUUAGAUCAGAUGAUUUAACACUUGUUAGCUGCUCUCUGUUUGUGUGUGUGUUUAAAAAGGGAGAGACAAUGCUGUGAUCCGCUGGAGUGUUUUCCAACAUUCACGGAAACCACCCCUGGCUGUUUGUUUCUUCUCACUCCUGUGUCCUCCUGAAAUAUAUAUGACAUUUAAUGAGAUAUCACUUUGACUGUCAGCAGGCCAUCAAGAGGUAAUGUAAAUAAUAGAUACACCUCAGUAAACUUGAUAGUGCUAGUCAAGCUCAGCGGGGUCACCUGCAGGCCUUUGUCCCAGUUCAACACUGAAUAUCUUUUGCAGUAGGUUUAGAUUAUGAAUGUCGCCAGGAAGUCUUUGCAGCUGUUUUUGAGUUCUGUUUACCUUCUUCCAUCACCUGUGUCUUACAGCCAUAUUUCAUAUGUUUGUUCUUUUCACUCAAAAAUAGGCCAAAAACUGCCAGAGCACUUUCAGCAACAUUCUUGUUUUGUAUUAUAAAGAAGAAAAACGUUGCCUUUUUGGCUCCGCUGGAGUCUGCCCUGUUUCACAGAGCCUUGUUGUGGCUGACCGAUGAGGGGUAAUGACAUGUCCUUUAUUUACUUCAAGUGAGGUAAACCUGUUCUUCAAGUCCCUGUUGAUGUAUAACCCUGGCUGCUUAUUAACAGUGUCCAGAUUACUCUGUGGACUCACUGCAGUCAGACAGGAGCACCUUUUUCCAAACUGUACUUUCUGCAACAAACAACCACAGCUAUAAAAGCAGACCCCCUGCCAACACAGGAACCAGCCAUGGCGUUGCGCCCACGUGCUUCCUCUCAGCCGGGAAAACCUUCCUUCCUUCUUCCCAAGGUGGCUUCAGGCUCUCGACCGCGGGCUGUUUCCUCACGCUCUGGCUCCAUGCUGGAAGAGGAACUGUCUUGUUCUGUAUGCUGUGAGAUCUUCAAGGACCCCGUGGUGCUCAAGUGCAGCCACAGCUUCUGCCGAGCCUGUCUGCAGCAGUUCUGGAACAAGAAGAAGGCCAGACGCGAGUGUCCCAUCUGCAGGAGAAAGUGUUCCCUGACAGAGCCCACAGUCAGCCUGGCACUGAAGAACGUGGCCGACACCUUCCUGAGGGAGCAGGAUCGCAUGGCGGCGGGAAAAGGGGAGGGAGCCAACAGGCCAGGGGAGCAGGGAGGUAUAGUGGAGGUGAAGUGCAUCACACACGGGGAAGUUCUCAAGCUCUUCUGUCUGGAUGACUUUGAACCCCUCUGCUGUGUGUGUCACACUUCUAAGAAGCACCAGGGACACCGAGUGUGCCCCUUGGAAGAGGGAGCGCAGGACCUCAAGGCAGAGCUGAAAAAAGAUCUGAUUCCUCUGAAGAAAAACCUGCGUAGCCUGUAUGAAGCCAAACAGGAGUGUGAUGACACAACUGUGCACAUCAAGGACCAGACUGAGGCCACAGAAAAGCAGAUGAAAAAGGAGUUUGAGCAGCUGCGGGAGUUCCUGAAGAAGGAAGAGACCGCUCGACUGGCUGCCCUGCAGCAGGAGGCCGAGGAGAAGAAAGAGCUGGUGAAGAGAAAGUCAGAGAGCAUCACCAGAAGUAUCCUCACCUUCUCUCACGCUGUCAUUGCCAUUGAGAAUGAGAUUGCCUCCAGUGACGCUCUCUUCGUUAAAAAUUACAGCAACACAAAGAAAAGAGCACAGAUCCCACUGAAUGAUCCAGAAAAAGUGUCAGGUGCUCUUAUAAAUGUGGCCAAGCAUGUCAGUUCCCUCAAGUACCAUGUGUGGGAGAAGAUGGCAGAGCUGGUUCAGUACACACCCAUCACCCUGGACCCCAACACUGCCUACCCCUGGUUGUCCCUGUCCCCAGACCUCACCUGUGUCACCAACAGUGGAUGCCUCCAGAAGCUCCCGGACAAUCCUGAACGUUUCGGCCACUUUGUGUUCCUGCUGGGCUCGGAGGGCUUCACUUCGGGCCGCCACGCCUGGGAGGUGGAUGUGGGAGACAAGGCAGACUGGAUGCUCGGGGUGGUCAAGGAGUCCAUCGACAGGAAAGGCCACAUCUCGGGCUGUCCCGAGGGUGGCUUUUGGAUGAUCUCGCACUGCGAUGGCGACUAUUUGGCAAUGACGAGGCCCAGCAACCCGCUGCAUCUGCAGGGAGAGCUGACCCGAGUCAGGGUGCAGCUGGACUACGACUCCGGAGAGGUGACCUUCUCCAACCCUAUCAGCAUGCUGCCCAUCUACAAGUUCACCGCCUUCUUCACUGAGAAGAUAUACCCCUUCUUCUGCCCUGGAGCAAACAUCAAUGGGAAUAAUCCCAAACCGCUUAAGAUCUGCCCCGCCAAUGUGGCUGUGUGGAACAGUGCCACGUGGUGAUUUGAAGAAAAAAAAAGAAUAAGACAUAAGUGUAUUUCAAAUUUAAUACAAAUAACCCAAUUGUGUAUCAAAUCAU
Messenger RNA from Perca fluviatilis (European perch), 2546 nucleotides. It is a transcript of the gene trim35-12, whose product is annotated as tripartite motif containing 35-12. Gene Ontology annotation, molecular function: protein binding; ubiquitin-protein transferase activity; zinc ion binding. Gene Ontology annotation, biological process: protein ubiquitination. Bases 905 to 2470 code for a protein of 521 amino acids. NCBI's taxonomy places the organism in Eukaryota, Metazoa, Chordata, Actinopteri, Perciformes, Percidae. The transcript has 6 exons. The record is from RefSeq and is a predicted model, not a curated record.